Molecule: messenger RNA, 2640 nt
Organism: Drosophila ficusphila
Lineage: Eukaryota; Metazoa; Arthropoda; Insecta; Diptera; Drosophilidae
Gene: Exo84
Product: exocyst complex component 8
Biological process (GO): intracellular protein localization; exocytosis; Golgi to plasma membrane transport
Cellular component (GO): exocyst
Source: RefSeq, a predicted model, not a curated record
UUGUGUCCACGCCCUAUUGUGAAUAGUUUUGAUUCAGCUGAUUUUACAUUCCAGAUUCUAAUUUUCCAAUCAUGAAGGAAUUCGACGAUCCUGCCUUUAGCGUUGAGAAAUAUACCAAAGACUUGACAAGAGAAUGCGUGGGCGGCAGCGAUUUGCAACAACGAAAAAAGGAAAUCGAGGCGUACAACGAAACUACGGCCUCAACGCUCAAACAAACAUGCAAAAAGAACUACAUGGAGUUUAUACAGACGGCAAAGGAGAUAUCUCAUCUCGAGGCGGAAAUGUACCAAAUGUCGCACAUUCUGAUUGAACAGCGCAACAUUUUGGCCACCAUGACUGAUGGCAAGACCUCGAAUCAUCUGAAAACGGAAAGUUUGGAGGCGGACAGCACCACCGCAUCGGAGGAUGCUGAAAAUAGCCAUGCCACCCGAGCUGUCAAGGAAAUGGUCCAAGGAUUCAACGGCAAUCUGGAGGGCAAGACCUUUCUGAACGAGGGAGCUUUAAUUCAGUUGGAUGCCAAUGAUUAUAGGCCCAUUCAGCAGGUCUUCUUUUUUCUCUUCAACGAUGUGUUGAUUGUCUGCAAAGUAAAGCACGAUAAGCGCUUGGAGUUUCUGACCGAGUACGAUCCCAAAAAAAUAGCCGUAAUCAACAUCAAAGAUUUGGAUGGCGUUAAGAAUGCCAUUAAUAUUAUUACACCAGAUGGAUCUAAGAUCUACCAAAGCAUCACGGCAGCAGGAAAAACUGAGUGGAUCGAAAAACUGGAAGAAGCCUUUCGUUUUGACCAGCAAAAAAGGCAGAAGGGUCAAGCACCCCAGCCUCCCACGAGGGUAAAACAGAAAUCGAAAGCUUCUACCCCAGAGAAAGAAAGCACUCCUCAGAGUCCUGGCGAGCCCAAAUCCCUAGAAGACGAGACUCCCGAGUGGCUAAGCACGGCCAGCGAGGAGAUCCAAACCCUGGUAGCCCAGCGCCACUUUGAAGACGCCCAAGAACUGAUAAAGCGCACUCAGGACUUCUUGAAAAAUGUUAACAGGAAGAAGAUCCCACUGGCGGACGCCAUUGAAACCAAGGUUAAGCAGCAGGAGCUGAAACUGGUCAAUGUUCUGCUAAAGGAGUUGUCUAACAGUCAUAACCGAAAUCUGCAAAUUGCUUUGAGGGCCGCCAAGCGACCGUUAAAAAUCCUCGUGGAGAUGGGACGCUACCGACAGGCAAGUGCCACUCUACUUAAGGUUUGUGCUGUCAGUUUACGGGUAGCACAAAGGGAGGCCCGCAGGAAUAAUGCCGAUAUAUCGGAGCUGUUCUUCUGUGAUCUGACGCAGGUGGCCUGUGAUUUUCUCACAGCUUUCGAGAAACAACCUGCGUGUGUUAGUGCUCUGGUGGUUUGGUGCAACGCUGAACUGCAAUACUUCGCCAGCCAGCUGAUCAAACACUAUCUGACCAAGGGAACCUCUUUGGAGUCGGUGGCCAAAUGCGUGGAGCGUGUACGCAAGCCCUCGACGAAGCUCACGGAGAUCGGCUUGGACAUCAGCUACCAUUUAGAGGGUCUGUUGCGCACCACGCUUGAGUCGCUGAUCGAGGAGUCCAAGGAGCGAUUGCUGGAUUCGGUGGGACGCACUGAGGAGAGUUGGCAGCCGUACAACUUGCAAACCAAGUCGAAUUUAAAGCGACUUUUACUGGAGUUGGAUGUCUUGGGCAUCGACGUGCGGGCGCAGGCCACCGGCGACACCUGGAUGAAUCUCAACCAAUCCACGGUGGUCUUCAUUCGCCAUUUCCUGCAGCUCACCGAACACUGUGGCUGCCUGGCCAAGUGUGAAACCCUGCUGCAGAGUCUAGAACUUCUGCUGAAAGAACUGUUUAUUGCCCAGCAUUCCCUGAAGCCACCCAGCGAUAUGGCCGUGGAUCCCAACUUCGUGAUGAAGAACAAGAUAUUUUUGGUGGACAAUCUGCUGCCCAUUGCCAUCGAAAAGUUUCGGCAGAUCUCAGGCCGCCAGUGCGAAGGACUGCGGGAGUUGCACUCGAAAAUGUCCCGGCAACAAGGCGCUCCAAUGCCGCGCCAGCGAAGCGUCUACACCACAGACGUGUUUUAAUGAACAUCCUGGAGAUUUACUUUCGAUUACAUAUAAUUUUUUAUUUUUUCGUUUUGCUUCAAUUAUUUAUAAUAUAAUUAUAUACAUAUAUAACCACAAUAAUAAUAAUAUUUGUAAAAUUAAAAAUCGAAGCGUGUGCUGCACUCUAUCUCUUGCUUAUUACAAUUUCGCCGUUCGCAUUAUAUAUAGUUGUAAAUAUAUAUAAAUCGAUUCGUUUUUUUUUAUUUACUCUAAACACUAAACAAUUUAGCUGUGUUCUACUUUUCGGUUUCGGUUGUUGACGCGGCUCUUGUUGGGCUAAGCUGCUCAAAAUAUAGGAUUUUACAGUUGGUUCUGAAGAGUUUGAUUCACACAAGUAAUUCCACAUUUCCUCGUUACAUAUUUUCAAAUUACAUACAAGCAAAAGCUGACUGAUCUUAGCUUUUUCUGACCCCCAAUGCGAGUGAGUGUUUCAAAAGUUGUUUCCGUGUUUAAUUUAUAAUGUAAAACUCUUAACUAAAAUGCUUACUAAGUAUAUUCAUUUAUAUUUAUAUAUAUAUACCUUCUUUUAUGCAAA